AUGGCUGAUAAAUUCCCAGAAAUUAACGAUGUUGAAGUUCAACAAGAUGAUUCUAAUGAAGAUUUCCUUUCAAGAGAACAAGAAAUAUUAGGUGAUGAUGCCGAACAAUUCAAAACUGAACAAGAUGAUGAAUACCUAAAGGAAGAUCAAGAUGAUGAAUUGAAAAAAUUCGAACAACAAUUCCCAGAUGUUGGUGAUUCAAAAGAUGAAGAAAAAGAAGUUGAACAAGAAGAAGAACAAGAAGAAGAAGAAUUUCAAGAACCUGUUUCUAAAGGACCAAAAUCUGAACCUGAAGCUGUUAAAGAAUGGAGAGAACGUUAUAAUUUAGAAAUUUCCAAGAGAGAUGAAGCUGAUGCUAAAAAAGCUGAAGAAACUAAAAAAGAAGCUGAGAAACAAUUAGAUGAUUUUUAUGAUGAUUAUAAUAAUAAAAAAGAAUCUGAUAUUGCUAAGACUAAAGAAGCUGAAAAGGAAUUUUUAUCCAAAAGAGAUGAAUUUUAUCAAAAAGGUGAUGUUUGGAGUAGAGCUUUAGAUUUAACAAAAGAUAUUAAAGGUAAUGAAAGAUUUAAAGAAUUAUUAGAAGCUAAAAAUAAAGCAACAAAAGCUUAA
This is a messenger RNA of Hansenula ciferrii, 606 nucleotides long. Its product is annotated as Midasin. The record is from RefSeq and is a predicted model, not a curated record. The coding region runs from base 1 to 606 and encodes 201 amino acids. Gene Ontology annotation, biological process: clathrin coat assembly; clathrin-dependent endocytosis; intracellular protein transport. Gene Ontology annotation, cellular component: plasma membrane; clathrin coat of trans-Golgi network vesicle; clathrin coat of coated pit. Gene Ontology annotation, molecular function: structural molecule activity; clathrin heavy chain binding. The transcript has a single exon. NCBI's taxonomy places the organism in Eukaryota, Fungi, Ascomycota, Saccharomycetes, Phaffomycetales, Wickerhamomycetaceae.